Molecule: messenger RNA, 1773 nt
Organism: Pochonia chlamydosporia 170
Lineage: Eukaryota; Fungi; Ascomycota; Sordariomycetes; Hypocreales; Clavicipitaceae
Product: glucosyltransferase
Exons: 2
Coding region: 1-1773 (590 amino acids)
Biological process (GO): protein N-linked glycosylation
Cellular component (GO): endoplasmic reticulum membrane
Molecular function (GO): dolichyl pyrophosphate Man9GlcNAc2 alpha-1,3-glucosyltransferase activity
Source: RefSeq, a predicted model, not a curated record
AUGGCAGGGCCAAGUCCAUCACCACACAAGCCCAGGCGCAAACUGAAGACUGGCGAUGGCAAUGGCGGCGACAAGCUUACACGAACGCGGUUCGAAGCUUUGGUGCGAGCUCCAUCCUUCCCCUUGGCGGCGUUCCUGUGGCCGGCCCGGACCUCGUCUACUCAAUGGGAGGUGUUGCCAGCAGUUUUGAUGGUUGUCGGGCUGUUUCGAUGGGCAGCAGGCUUUUGGGGGUAUUCAGGUUUCCAACGUCCUCCCAUGUUUGGCGACUACGAAGCACAGCGACACUGGAUGGAGCUAACGACGCAUCUUCCCAUCUCACAAUGGUAUUUUCACGAUCUUCAAUGGUGGGGGCUUGAUUAUCCGCCUCUCACGGCAUAUCAUAGCUGGGUCAUGGGCAAGAUUGGAGGCUUAAUUGAGCCCUCCUGGUUCGCACUCUUUACCUCUCGAGGCUCCGACGAUCCGACCUUGAAGAUUUUCAUGAGAGCCACCGUCAUUAUCUCUGAAUAUCUCAUUUACAUCCCGGCAGUUGUAGUGUUUGCCCGACGAUACAGCAGGCUGAAUGGCGUGUCUACUUGGACCAGCUCUGUAGCUCUUGUUGCCAUUCUCAUGCAACCGGCCACGAUCCUCAUCGACCACAUUCACUUUCAGUACAACACCGUUAUGCUUGGCCUUGUCCUCGCAAGCAUCAACAGCAUGCUAGCCGAAAGAUACAAGUGGGCUGCCGUCUUCUUUGUUGCCGCCCUCGGAUUCAAACAAAUGGCACUGUACUAUGCGUUCACUGUCUUUGCCUACCUGCUAGGAAAGUGCAUGCAGCCACGUAUAAACAUCACCCGGUUGGUUGGCAUUGCACUGGUGACAGUUGCUUCAUUCGCUGUUUUGGUGUUACCUCUGAUUAUUGGCACUCUGUAUGACAGACACCAAGGAAUCGAUUCACGACCAGACCUGGACGGACCUCCACCACCGCUUCCGUUGUUCCCGUUUGUUGCUCAUUAUCUUGAUACCCGCUCUGCUCUUUAUGCCGUGGUGGAGCAAAUGAUCCAGAUGGUCCACCGUAUCUUCCCAUUCUCAAGAGGGUUGUUUGAAGACAAGGUCGCCAACUUUUGGUGCGCCUUGAAUGUUGUCAUAAAGCUUCGCAAUUUGCCGACAGACCUAUUACAAAAGGCAGCACUCGGCGCGACGCUCCUAUCCAUCAUCCCGCCGAAUCUUGUGCUCCUCAUUCGACCAGAGAAGAAGAUUUUGCCUCUAGCUUUUGCGACCACGGCUUGGGGAUUCUUCCUGUUCAGCUACCAGGUGCAUGAAAAGAGCGUUCUUCUGCCCCUGAUGCCAAUGACUCUGUUGCUUGCUGGAAAGCAGGGACUCAAUGGUGAUACACGAUCAUGGGUUGGAUUUGCCAAUCUUCUCGGAGCGUGGACUAUGUUCCCUUUGCUGAGCAGGGUAGAUCUCACUGUGCCUUAUACUGUCCUGACGCUUCUGUGGGCGUAUCUUGUGGGCCUGCCUCCGUUGUGUUGGACUGCCCCCUUCAUGGAGGCAGGACCUGCACCAAAGCAGUGGGCGACGGCUAUCAUUCAUGGUUGUUUCUACGCUUUUAUGGGUGUCUGGCAUGUCGUCAAUGCCUGUGUGCCCCCUCCUGUCGAUAAGCCGGAUUUAUGGGUGGUGGCCAAUGUUGGCGUCGGUUGUGCUGGUUUCAUAAUGUGUUACUUGUGGUGUUUCUGGAAACUGCUGGUGGACAGCGGCCUGGUGGCGUCCAAGUUGCCAAAGUCGAAAACGCAAUGA